Molecule: messenger RNA, 426 nt
Organism: Juglans microcarpa x Juglans regia
Lineage: Eukaryota; Viridiplantae; Streptophyta; Magnoliopsida; Fagales; Juglandaceae
Product: RNA-binding protein with multiple splicing 2-like
Exons: 1
Coding region: 1-426 (141 amino acids)
Molecular function (GO): mRNA binding
Source: RefSeq, a predicted model, not a curated record
AUGUGGGUUCUGCGUUUGAAGGUGCGUACGAUAUUCAUCACGGGUCUUCCGGAGGAUGUGAAAGAGAGAGAGCUACUGAAUCUACUGAGGUGGUGGCCUAGCUACGAGGCUUCACAGGUGAACUUCAAAGGCGAGAAGCCCAUGGGUUUCGCUCUCUUCUCUACUGCUCAGCUUGUUGUUGCCGCCAAAGAUGCCCUUCAGGAAAUGGUGUUUGUUGUGGAUGACCCAGAUGCAACCGCCAUGCAUAUGGAGAUUGGUAGUCAAAUCUUUAGGCAAAGGCUUGAAAUUGGAGAUCGUGAGGGCCGGUCAUUUCAGUUUACACACAAAGGUAAGAGAACUCCCCAAUCUUUCAUUUACACACAGUUUGAUACAGCCCCUGCUAAGAGAGUAGAAAGACAGAAAUCAGCGACAUUCAAAUUGGAGUAA